Aspergillus pseudoviridinutans is the source of this 1092-nucleotide messenger RNA. RefSeq lists its product as uncharacterized. Lineage: Eukaryota; Fungi; Ascomycota; Eurotiomycetes; Eurotiales; Aspergillaceae. The record is from RefSeq and is a predicted model, not a curated record. The transcript is spliced from 5 exons. The coding region runs from base 1 to 1092 and encodes 363 amino acids.
AUGGGAAUGGAUAAAGGCACAAAGGCUAUUGCCGUCAUGUGGGUGAUGACCCUACUGUCAUUCAUAUUCGUGCCUCUGCGCCUGUACACGAGAAUCUUUAUCAUCAAGGCACUCGGGAUGGACGAUCAUGUGUACAACCUUGCCUGGGUCUUCUUGCUGCUAUACACCGUGUUUCUCACCAUUUCAACUCAGCAUGGAUUCGGGCAGCCCAUCAAGACCUUGGUCUUGGACGAGGCGGUGCACGCGAUAUACAUGGAAUUGGUUGGGCAAACGUUCGCCGUCCUGGGAAUGGCCAUCGCCAAGCUGUCUCUUGGUAUUUUCCUCCUCCGCAUUGUGGUCAAGACUUGGCAUCGACUCUCGAUUUGGAUAUCCAUGGUCAGCCUGGCUUUAGUCUCGGUCCUGACGGCCGUGAUUCUCUGGACCCAGCGAGUGCCGUCUAGGUCCCUUUAUGACCCACGCGUCCCUGGGCGGACUGUCGUCGAAAUUUAUCCCUUUUCAAUAUUGCUUGGCUCAUGGUGUGCCGCGGUGGACUUUUACUUUGCCAUCCUGCCUUGGAUCUUCAUCUGGAAACUGAACAUGAAGCAGAAGGAGAAGUUAAUCAUCGCCUUUAGUUUGAGUCUGGGCUUUAUCGCCUGUAUCUGCGGUGUGGUCAGAACGGUUGAUUUGAGCGGAAUCUCAAGUUCCAAUUACACCGAGGACACAGUUGAUCUGAUCAUCUGGUCAGCCGUCGAGCUCGCAGUGACACUCAUCUGCGUCGGCAUCCCCACCAUUCGCCCCCUAUACCGUCAUAUCGUCCACGGGUCGCGGAUCAAAGAAUCCAACGAGGGUUAUAAGAAGCAUAACGAGAGCGGCGAGGUCCACAUGAAGCCCCUGGGAAGAAAGCCUCGGAAGGGUGAUCUUGACACCACGACGUCGACAGUUUUGGGAGAUACUGGGUUUGAUAUACCUCGUGGCGAGAACUCCUCGUAUGUUCAACAUGUGAAGGAUACAGACGAAGAGAGGCUGGUGGGUUCUCCCAGAGGGCCGCAUGUCCACUCCAUCCAAGUGCAUGAGGAGGUGACUGUUGAAAGGAGCUCAAUGAUGUCAGCCUAA